Messenger RNA from Penicillium mononematosum, 339 nucleotides. RefSeq lists its product as uncharacterized. Bases 1 to 339 code for a protein of 112 amino acids. The transcript is spliced from 2 exons. The record is from RefSeq and is a predicted model, not a curated record. NCBI's taxonomy places the organism in Eukaryota, Fungi, Ascomycota, Eurotiomycetes, Eurotiales, Aspergillaceae.
AUGAGCCGGAGCACCGAGGGUGCGGAGGGUGCCGAGAAUGCCGCCAGCGAAAGUAUCAUUGCCAUAGAGAUUGUCGCUAAAGAGCAUCAUAAGCUCUUCAUCCAGCUCAAAACCUCAGUGAGGAAGUUCCUGGGUAACCUCAUCGACCAACUGACCACACUGGGUCUCACCGAGAAGGCCUUUGGUCAAUCUAGAACCACUGAAGCCGGUGCUCGGUGGGUUGUUGACACUAUUAUUCUUAACGCCUAUGCGGAGUUGCGGUUUCCGAAACGCGAAAGAAACUUCGACGAGAUGUUGACCUCUGCCUUAACCCAGUGCGAGGGAAUGCAAAUGUGGUGA